Molecule: messenger RNA, 14733 nt
Organism: Dinoponera quadriceps
Lineage: Eukaryota; Metazoa; Arthropoda; Insecta; Hymenoptera; Formicidae
Gene: wge
Exons: 21
Coding region: 456-8540 (2694 amino acids)
Molecular function (GO): chromatin binding
Source: RefSeq, a predicted model, not a curated record
ACUACGACCGCCCGUGCAAGAUGUAGGCUUGCUGAGGUGCCGCCGUGUGCACCUUCGUCGCGAACGGUAGGCGACGACCGGUUCGUUCCUCUCGCCCGUUUCUCGCGCUUACCGUCACGCCGAUUCUCGUCACGCUCGUCGUCGUCGCUCCGACGACUGUCUCCGUCUUUCUCGAGUGUGCUGGUGAACGUCGUCGCCGAGCAGUGGUGCCGCGCCGGGGAACACGAUAGAGGCAGCGCCGUCGUGGCAAGCGAUCCUGUCGGCCGCUCGACUACGCUCGUUUCCGGUGCGAUGUGAAACCAGUGAAACCACCUCUCCAGUGUGUAGCCACCCGACGACGACUCUCGCUCUCGUCGCGCCAGGAUGAUGACGAAAGGCUGUCGUCUGUCGGACGCGUUCGACUAGUCGUCACAGUGGAGUUCUGCUUAAUCGCAGCCUCGGGAGGGGGUGGUUCGAUGUUGGUCCCUCCCGUGGCCCAAAGUGCGACCGGGGAUCGUCCCGUGGGGGACACGGUGGCACGGGCCCAGCAGACGACCGGCCCUGCCGCUACGACGACCCUAUGGCCUUUAGCACCUGCGCAGCCCAAUCAGGUUCCCAAUCAGCAGACCCAGGGCAUACCAUCCCUGGCCGCUACGCCUGCGCCCGCUCACAAUCAAGGUGCGAAUCGCUACGGACUGUACUCGUUAUUCCCGGGGGGUGGUGGGGGCAGUUACGUCGCCGCCACCCCCGCCACCCCGGGCCCCCCAGCGUCAGCACGGGCUUAUCACGCGACGACUCACAAGGUUUCAGAGAGCGUGUUUUCCGCGGCGGUGGGGGUGGGGGUGGGUGGCUACACCUGGGGCGCUCCCACGCCGCCGCCGGGAUCGCCCUACAGCCCGGUGCCCGUGACGCAGCUGGAGCUGUUGGCGAAAAAUUUGGCGAACCUGGCACCCGCGGGUCAGCAGGCCCUGAGUCUGCAGGGUGUCGGCGUGAACGUGGGUAGCCUGCAUCACGCGCAGCACACGCAGCACACCCAGCACACCCUCAACCUCACCGGGCUCCACCAUCUGCAUCAUGGUGGCCUCCACCAAAACGCCUUCUCGCCCCAGCUGUCCCUAGUGACCGGCAGCGCGCCGACGCUCACCAUCAACAGCUUCUCGUCGCCGAACUCGACCAACGGGGUCGCGCCGACUACCGGCGUUCUCCUGCAGGAGUACCAGUCGCCGACGGGGACGACGGGAUGUACCGUCACCGUGAACGGCCCUUCCGGCCUCACCAGCAGCACCACGAGCAGCAGCAUGGUGAUGCACGGCGGCGGCCAAGUCGGCGGUCAGGCCGUUCAGGCCGCCACGAAGAAGCGGGAGGCUUUCCUUCCCAGUCAAGGCCAACCGGUGAAGCUGGAGAACAAAUCGACGAGGACGUCGUGUCUUUGCAGGAACAGCAACGGGAAGACGAAGGUAGUGCACUCGGACGUGGGGUGCAGCAGGACGCUACCUGUCGCGUCGUCCUGGAACGGGCAGGACGGCACUGGUGCUAACAAUAGCGGUGCUAGCCUGGUGAAGAGGGAACCCUUAGCCUCGGUUCCCUGUCAAGUCGCGGAGGUUUCCACGUCCCUCCACGCCACCACGACCUCCGUCAAGAUCGAGCCCGUUCCACCCAAGUCCGAGAACGGAAUAGUGGUCUCGAACGCGGGAGCCGGUGGCAUACCGGUCGGCAUCGCGGUGGCGAGGCAGCGAUUGCAGCAUCAGGAGACUUCGACGUCUAUGCGCAAUGUGUCUUUAAGUCAUCACACGUCGCAUCACGCGAGCUAUCAUCAUUUCCAGCCGGACAGCCUCGGUUCCAGCACGGCCAUGGCGGUAGGCGGCACCACCCUGGUGCACUGCGGAGGGCCUGGAGGGGAGGAUCGUGCGGCCCACCUCACCAUUCCCUCCGGGGCGCUCGCGCCCUCGCUGAACCUGAAUUCCAGUCUGAAUUCCAGCCUGAAUUCCACCCUGGGCAGCAUCGGCACAGCGCCGACCGAUACGGCCGCUACGUGGCCGCCUACGUUGUGGCAGUAUCCGGCUACGGCCGCCGCAGCUAUGCCAACGGAGCCGCUAAACUUCCCGCAGAUGGGAGUCGGUCUUCAGGGUGGCUUACAGCUUGUUCGUGAUCCGGCCAGCGGUCAUCUCCUUCUGAUUCAUGCUGCGGAACAAAUGCAGCAAGCAGUGGUGUGGCCGAAUUACGCGAGCCACGGCGGCAACGUUGCGCCACCGCCGCUCUUGCUGCCCCCGCCUCCGCCCUCGAUCCAAGUACUCGGCGACAUCGGUGGUGCGAGGCUGGUGCUCGCCGAGAACAAGAGGAAGCCACCGAGCGCGCUGCCGAUCGUCAAAAUCGAAGCGGAUUGCAGCAGCAGUCCAACCACCAUAAUCAGCACGUCCACGGAAUCGACGAAGGCGCUACAGGCCGUGACCUCCGUGACGGGUGCUUUGGUACCGGAGGCGCCCUUGGUGACCACCCUGCACUAUUACCCGCACGCGCCCGCCCUCGUGCAGAUCAAUCCGCCCGAGCCUACGCACUGCAGGUCGCAGGCAACGUCGCCGGUCUCGUGUCUGACUCCUCCGCCGGAAGUGCCGACGAUUCACGCGAUCGAGCCGCCGUUGUACGGGGUGCAGGACGCCUCGAAUCAGACCGACACGCCCGAGGACACCGAAGAGCUGGCCCCGCUCGUGAAGCAGGAGCAGAGCCUGAGUCCUUGCCAGGUCGCGCAGCCGGGCACGAACAUGACCACCGCGAACUUCGAGAUCGUCGCGUCGCCCGAGAGGAUCUGCAACGUGGUGAGGAUCACGACGACCACGACGACGGUGAACCCGAUCUGCGGCAUCGUCACCAAGGUCGACAAGGCGGAGAACACGAUCAUCAACAUGGCCGACUGCGCGAAGUACUCGUCGGCGAAGGAGUGCAGGAGCCUCAAGGCGAUCGACAGGACCGCCGACGAAGAGGCCGGCAAAGAGGAGAAGGCAGUCUGCAGGGAAAGGAGCGGCGCCCGGAUCAUCGAGAUCACCGAGGAGAACUGUGAUAGCUUCCACGAGAACCUCGAGUUCUUCGCCAGGAGGAGAGACGUCAGCGCGGGGCAACGCGACCGCCGGGACAGUUACUCGUCGAAGGACGACGAGAACGUUGGGAAAGACGUUCAGGACAACAAAACAGAGAUCGAGUCGAGGAGGAGCAACGACAUUCCGGCGAGCAUCGAGGCCCAGCCCCGUCAGCCGGGUGUCCGGGCGCCGGAGCCGCGGCUCUUCGACGAGCAGAAGCCGAGCGUCGACUCGACGGAGUCGUCGGCCGCCAAUUGCGAGAGCUGCGACAGCAAGAAGUGGAGCGCCUCCUCGAUAGGCGAGGCUCGGCCUCACAUCACGGUCAAGUCCUUCGACAUGCCCAACAUCGACUGCGACGAGCAGGAGGUGCAGCAGGUGGUGAUCAAGCAGGAGGCCGACGACAGUUGCUACGAGGAGGUCUGCUACGAGUCCCAGUGCGAGCCGACGUCCACCAGCGAGAGGCUCCGGCCGCAGGAGCCGGGCAAGCGGCACCCGCUGGAGAAGUCUCAUCCGGGCAUCGAGAACGUGGUGGAGAAGCUGAAGAAGAACGCGGCGGCUCUGCAGGAGGCCGCGCCGCCGGCGCAGAAGGUCGACGAGUCCGCGGAGAGAUCGCCGGAGAGCGUGAGGUCGAGGAGGCAUUCCGAGACGAUCCCGAAAAAGCUGCAUAUCCUGCGAUCCUGCGCGAGCUCCUUGGAGGCCGUCGACGCCGAGGUCUCCUCCUCGCAAAUAUCGUCGGACCCGCAGACCCGCUCGGGACGGUACUCGCCCCACGUGGAGGAUCACGUGGACAGCCGCUCGUUGGCCGGCGGCAAGUGCGACUCGUCCAAGUCCGAGUGCCUGCUCAGCGACAACAACAACGACAGCAGGAGCAACAAUAACAACAUCAAGGCGAUCGUCGACAAGAAACUGUUCGUGAAGAGCGAGAAGACCCUCUUCGACAUUACCGGCCAUAUCAAGCCGAAGACCAUCUGGAGCUGUGAGAUGCCGCUCGACGAGCUUCACGCGACUCGCAAAGCCGCCGACCAGGUCGCCGAGGACGCGCCUACGGAGGCCAGGUGCAGGGUGAGCGAGCAAAAGCCGACCGUCGACGUGAGCGGCCUCGAGUUGUUGUCCAACAGCAUCGAGCAGUUGGAGCAGGGAAUCGGUCAGUUGAAGCAUCCGGACGCGGACGAGCUGCUGGGCCCGCAGAACGAGAACAAUAACAACAAGGUCAGCAACCCCCUCGUGCUGCUCUGCGAGCUCGCCGAGCAGAAGUUGCAGAAUAUGGAGGAGGUGAGCGACGAUGUGUCCGAGAAGCUGAGCUUGGAGAGCUCGGAGGAGAUCUCGCACGCCGGCAGGUUGCUGCUGAAUUUAGGCAGGUCGCUCGAGAAAGACGGCAAGAGGAAGUACCCUGAGGCCGACGAUCACCAUUCGAAACGAUUCAAGCUCGACGAUCGCGAGGAGGAGGAGGAAGAGGAAGAGGAGGAUGGCCGGGCUGGCAAGAGAGCGUCGCCGGGUUAUUACGAGCAGGGUGAUGCGAAGAACAGGACGAUCGGAGCGGCCGGCAGGCUGCAGGAAGAGGCUCUUCUGAAACUGAAGGAGAGCACCGUCGACGACUUCUCAGCGGAAAACACCGACAACGACGUCGAGGAGGAGGAGGAGGAGGAAGAAGAACAACAACAAGAAGCUGUGGGAGGCCGGUCUUUCCGGAGGAACGUUGAAAAUCGUUACGCUAACAAACUCGAGCCCGUGAAAGGUCUGCAAGUCAUCUCCAGCGAUGAGUCGCGAAGAUACGACGCGUGUUACGAGAAGAACGUCCAGGAAGGCAGUAAAUCGGACGACGAGGUGUUCGAGGUGAACAGUCUUCCCGAGCAGCCGAGCGGUAACAACGAAGUGGAGUGCAAGAGGCAGGCGUCCGUCGAGGAGAGAGACCAGAAGAAUACACGUGCGAAGAAGUUCGCCGGCAAGAAGGACAGUCACGACAACGACAACGACUGGCCGCACAUGAACGCCAUGGAGCUGGACAUGAGGGUGAGGAUGGCCAAUAUCCAGAGGCAGUACAGGGAGACGCAGAAGGAGCUCUCCAAGCUGAUCCCCAGGAAAGAAGACAAGAAGAAUCCUGGCAGACCGCGGAAGAAGAGCCACUCCUCCAGUUCCGAACACGGUGCACUAUCAUCGCCGCCCGCGCUGGACGUGAUCAGCUCUCCGCAAAAGUCCCCGCCGAGGCCACCAGGCUCGCCGAACGGCGCGCCCCCGCCCUUAGCCUCGGCCGUGCUGGCCAUGCCGAUGUGCAACGUGAACCUCGUGAAGCUCGGCGAGCCGAGAAGCCACAUCAAACUUUUGGACAGUAUACCCAGCAUCCCGAUACCGGUGCCGCCGGUGACGUCACCGAUCACGGUCCUGCCGUCCGGCAAGCCCGAGGACGACGAGAAGAUCGUGGGAAGGUUGGGUUACGAGACGUCAUCGCCGGCGCCUACCAUCGCGAGCUCGAGUUCCGCAUCCAAGAAGAGGAAGGUGGGUCGGCCGAAGAAGUUUAUGUGCACCUCGGGCAACAAUAGACACUUAACGGAGACGAUCGUCGCGAAGAAGCCCAAGAGCAAGAGCUCCCUGGUGGGUUACGUGUUGUCGUCGAAAAACAGGCAUCUACAAACCAAGCAGUACAUAAGCAAAACCGGCUAUACACCGUUGCCGUUCAAGUCGGGGGUGUUGCCCCUGAAGUCGCAAUCCAAGGCGCAGAAAAUCGCGAAAACGCGAACGAGGCAAGCGACGAAGCCGGCUAAGCAGACCCCUUUGCACAACAAGAAUGUCAUCAGUUCGAUCAUCGCGGAGAAGGCGAAGCUGAGCCAAGAGGUCAAGCUCGAGAAGAACAGCGGCAAGGUCAAGCCGAAGCUCAGAGCGGAGGCGAUGCUGAAGAAAUGGGAGGACGAUGAGACCGAUACAAUGUUGCCCAAAAAUUCUGUCGCUGAGAGGACCGUCAAGGCGCCGGCAGAUUCACCGUCGAAGAGGGAGCUCCGACAUGAGAGGUCGAAGAAGAAGAGGCGAAAGUCCAGCGCGUCCUCAUCGAUCAGUCAUGACAGGAAGAAAUCAAAACGAUGCAUCUCGAUAGACUGCCAGACGUAUAUGGAGGACACGACGAUGAUGAAUCCGUGUAAAUUGACGGCCACGCAUCUGGCCACUGACCAGUUGCGCGUUCUUCAGAUGAGAGGCGGUCUGUUCUACGCGGGUAGGCUCAGAGCGGUGCAGCCACCCGACGUUUACUCCAUAACUCUGGACGGUGAACGCGGAAACAAGCCGCAAUUCUACUCCACCGAGCAGAUUCUGAAGGAUUCGAUCCUAGAGGUGUUCCCGAACUCGACGAAGGAACUGACACCCGGCACAAGAUUGUGCGCGUACUGGAGCGAGCAGUACAGAUGCCUGUACCCGGGAACCGCUGUCGAGCCGAUAGAGCCUAACACGGACCAUGACGACAAAUACGUCAGCGUAGAAUUCGAUGACGGUGACAGCGGUAGGAUCGACCUGAGCAAUAUCCGGCUGUUGCCUCCCGGCUAUCCCGUCAUAGAAUACGAUCCGAAUCCUCUGCUGACGUUGGGCAAACGCCGGCGUCAGAGAUCGUCGUCGGGCGAGAAACUACGAUCGGCCUCCGGUGACCAGGCCGGGCUGCCAUUCUCGAGCGACAUGGCGUUCCCCGCGUCCUAUUACCCCGAUCGACAACCGACGGAGCCGCCAAAGUCGAGCGAGCUCGAAGCGGAUGUGUUGGACGCGUAUCGCGAGCGGAAGCGCACGAAGAAGAGGAAGAGGAAGCUCAAGAGGCUGGAGGAGGGCAAGAAGAAGCACAGGAAGCACAAAUCCUCCGAGGAGCAUCGCAAACACAGACACAGGAAACACCGGAAGCACAAGCACAAGCAUCACGGCAGCCACAGCGAGGCGAGCUACGUGAGCGGGGAGAGUAGUUCGGCUGAGCAAAAGAGCGAGGAGGAAGUUUCCAAGGAGAUAUCGAGCACCGUACACUGUUCCGACGAGGGAACCUCUCCCGACGGGCGUGGCGUCUUGCCCCAGGUGAUCAGUCUCGAUCAUCUGCCAUCAGAGAUGUCGUUGUACAGACAGUCGUCCAGUGAUAUGGAGAUCGAGGAGCAAUUGAUCGAAGAUACCGAGGAGCAGAUGACCGAAGAACAAACAACGUCGCUGGAGAUUGAGGGAGAGUUGUCCUCGACGCAACAGAAUAUAGAAAAAUCGUCCUCGGGGGAGAUCAGCACGGACCGGUCGUCUUCGGAGAAAAUGAGCUCAGACCGGUCGUCCUCGGAGCAAAUGAACACGGAUCGAUCAUCCUCGGGGCGAAUGAGCAGUACAGACCGAUCGUCCUCGGGGCAAAUGAACACGGAUCGAUCAUCCUCGGGGCGAAUGAGCAGCACAGACCGAUCGUCCUCGGGGCAAAUGAGCGCAGACCGAUCGUCCUCGGGGCAAAUGAGCGCAGACCGAUCGUCCUCGGGACAAAUAAGCACAGACCGAUCGUCCUCGGGGCAAAUGAGCGCAGACCGAUCGUCCUCGGGGCAAAUAAGCACAGACCGGUCGUCCUCGGAGCAACAAAUAAGCACCGACCGAUCGUCCUCGGAGCGAAUAAGCACAGACCGAUCGUCCUCGGAGCAGAUCAACACAGACCGAUCGUCCGUGGGACGAGAAUUGAGUACAGAGCGAUCCUCGGAGGUAGAGUCCGAGAAACAGCCUCUCCAGGAGGUACCUUCGUCCCUCGAAGUGGACGAGCAGUCCGACGUACAGUCGCUCCAAGAGGAAGAAUCCGAAGAACAGCCGUCUCAAAGGAUCCAGACCGAAGAACAGCCGGCCCAGAAGGUGGAGCCAGAGGAACAGACGAGUCCGGACGUAGAGUCCGAAGAGCCGGUGUCCACCGUGGAAUCCUCGGAAUCGUGGGAACCCGCCUACGAGAAGAAGAAGAAGCAGAGGCGGGUGAAGAGGCAGACGAAGCUGCGCGAGAAAUCCGUAGAGAGCCGCAGCAAAAUGGCCCCCUUCCUGCCGGAAAAGCAAAUCUGGAGCUGGGCGGACGGACCGUACAGGCGGGUCGGGGCGAAGGGCAGAUUCAAGAAGCAAUUUCACCGCGGGAUAGCGCGCAGCGACGAGACGAUCGAGAUCGGCGACAGCGCGGUCUUCUUGUCGACCAGCAGCGCCGACAGACCUUACAUCGGGCAGAUCAUGUCCAUGUGGGAGACCUCGAACUCGAACAUGAUCGUCAAGGUCAAGUGGUACUAUCAUCCCGAGGAGAGGAAGGGUUCCCCGGAGAAUCUCAAGUACCCGGGUGGCCUGUUCGAGUCGAAUCACUUGGACGAAAACGACGUGCAGACGAUCUCCCACAAGUGCGAGGUGCUGUCGCUCGACGAGUACAUCAAGAGGCUGGGCAAGGAACCGGACCAAACCGUGUACGAGAACAAGGAUGUCUACUACCUGGCCGGCACCUACGAUCCCACGACAUGCCUGACGAGUCCGAAGCCUGGAGUUGUCUGAGAAAAGCUUAAGCUGACGAUUAAGUUAACCGGUAUUACUUAAUCGUGGUCAGCCAACAAUUCUGCGAAAUCUCUCACGUGACAACCGCCGAAUCGGCGGGCACACAACCCUUCAACGUCUUCCGGAGGAAGAUGAGUCUCGAAACUCUUAUGCUGUAGAGGCGUAGGCGACAUGUGCAUCGCGCUUUUGCAUUUUGAAGCUUACUCGACGAGAGCGUGUGUGCUACGGUGAUGCCACAUUUCUCCCACCUUUCAUGCUGUCGCUUAUUGCGAGCGAUCGAAGUCCACUAGGAGUUCGAAAAGAUCCACAAGGCACAAGCAUUACUUCAUACGCGAGACGACGCCUACUCAGAAGUGCUUAGGGACAGCGUGCUUAUCGCGCGUUACGCAUUGGUAUGAUUAGACUCACCCCCACAGUUUCGAAACGUCCUGAUUUUCCACCGAUUGACACUUAACAUCGUUUUACUCCUCUUGUACUUUUUGUACAUACACGUUGCGAUCGGACGGAAUGUUUCUCUUCACGCCACGCCAUGUGAAAUGUAAUGUGAAUGUUCGGCAGUUCGAGAGGGGAUUAAAAGUGUGUGAAAAGUCCAAGUAUGCCAUCAUACCAUUAUGAAUUGGAUAUGUGUAAUAUGUAUAUUAAUCUUCCACACUCUUGAGGUACAUAUAUGUGUAUGUAUGUAUGUACAUAUGGUCGGAGAGCAUAGAUUGACAAACUUCGUAGCCUGCAACUUUCGACCUCGGCAACAGGCAAUACUUGUGCCUUGUUUAAAAAAAAUUAACACUUCUCCCCCCCGUCGUAAACCCACGCGGUCCGAUUAACCGUUCCGAUUUCUAAAUUAUAAUUACGCUUACAGUUUUCGCGUAGGAGAGCGAUAGGUGGUGAGGAAGGGAGGGAGGGGGAGAAAAAGAGCGAGCGAGAGAGAGAUAGAGAGAGGGAGAAGAAGAGAAAGCUGGAUCGAUGCAAUAAUUACACCAAGUGGCAUUAAACGAGGAAGUGAUCGCGAUAAGAAUUAACUUGCUGUACAUAUUGUAAAUAGAGUAUCAAUAGUGUGUGUGUCUAAUAUUCGGCUACACGAACACACGUAUAUGUAUAUAUACACACAGAUAUACAUACACACGUGUGCGCGCACGCGCGCGUCUCGUUGAGACAGAUCGCGUCGCGAAAGCGGUAGGUUUCGAAUUUAUACAGCUUAAGUGUUAAGUCGUAAGUUAAUGGCCUGAUUGUAGUGACGUUUCGAUGUUCGUAUAAUGACAAAAAAAGAGAGAGAGAGGGAGAGAGAAAGAGAGAAGAUAGAGAGAGAGAGAGAGAGUAUACUAUUUUCGUGUUCGGGUAAUCCAUUUUUAACUAUCAUUAACGCGAUAUACGCGUGCGGUACGCGCAUAAUCGGCAACGUUAGCUUUAUUAGAACGAGACGGAGACUAACGCUCGAGUCAGGGACGAGAGUACGGAGGAGAGAGCCGCGCGCGUUUCCGACGAGUUUCGCUCGCGAUUCGUCGCGUAGCCGAGGCGACGUUUUACCUCGCUCCAAUCGAUACCCCGGCGACGCGUUUAUGUAACAGAUAUUUGCAUACUUGGCGACACGCGGCCCGACACUUCUGACCUGGAAUAUCGCGGAUAUAACGAGCGACGAACAACUAAUCCCAUUAACGCCCGCGAGAAAAUCAAUUAUUUAAAUAACAAGCCGGGCGAAAGCAGCGUCGAAGCGCGCUACCGCUCGGCCAGGUGUAUUAAAACGUCGAACUAAUCGGGGAAAACCGUGGUGGCUUUUCUCGCUGCAGCUUAACGAGGUUUCGAAGUAUCGCCGGAGGAAAAAAUUUAACGUCGAUGACACCCGAGAAGAAAGAGAGAGGGUCUUAUAUAUAUAUAUAUCUCCUGUCCCGAAGAGAGACGGUGAAAGGUCGACGAGAGCGAUCGGGACGGACUCGGGCCGACACGAGCGAUGUCGAUUCGUUGAAAUUAGAGCUUAAACCACUUGACGCAAGGCUCGGGCCUAAGAAGGGUCGACGUGUGUGUAUGUGCGCGCGCGUGUGUGUCUGUGUGUUGUGUGCACGGAAAAAAUAGUCCUGAAUCAGUGAUGGAUAUUCUUGUAUUUAUAUACUUGUUAUAUAUAUAUAUAUAUAUACUUGUAUAUAUAUAUAAUACUUGUAUCAAUAUAGAAAUUCAGUCGAAUUAAAGCUAAGAAUCUUCUGAGAAUUCUAAGAAGAUUGUAAUAUUCUUGCUUAUACGUGGGAACAUCUAUCAUCGAUUUAAGACUAAUUUUCUCCCGUGUGUGUGCGCGUGCGCGCGUAUGUAUGUGUGUGUGUGUGAGCGAAAGAAAGAGAGAGAGAAUGUACUUAGAUCCUAAGACACGCUUCCUCGAGCUGUUUCGCUUGUUUCGUUACGUUACGUUCGUUAGCGCGAGCAUUAAUUCGUUACUUUCGAGCAUUGAUUCGUUAACUCGAACAUUAAUUCGUUAUCCCCAGACAUUGAUUCGUUAAUUCGAGCGAUUAAUUAAUUCGUUACGACUCGUUUUUCCUUCGUCUUUGUUUACCGACACCGUGAGAAAAAGGGACACCGUGCUCGGAGAGACGGUAAUAUCGAUGCAGGGUGUGAUCGAUGCCAAGGCGCCGCGGUUAAUAACUGAUCACAGACGAUUUCGGUCGGUCGGUAGAAAAUGAUUGGGUGCUUCUCUCUCGAGGCGAGAUUCGCGAUACCGCGAUACGUGCGCGCACGGCGGAAAGAUCGUGACAUUUUGAACCACUUUCGACUUCGGAAUAUCCGGCGUUACAAUAGGAUAAUUUAUAUUCCGAGACUUAUUAAAAAGCGAAGGUCUCGAUAUAUUGAACGCCGUUAUCGGUGAGCACUUCUCGGGAGAGUGGCUUGGAAGCCCGAUUGGCGGAGAAACUAUACUUCGAGGCACUCUCGCGGCACUUUCAUCGACAAAAGUAAGCUCCGAAUGCGGACAAAAUUCGCCCGUUGGAUACGAGGAUGCGUCGCCACUCGUUGGGACGAAGAAUCUCGCGAUCUCCCCGGCCGUCGAUUGCGCACGCCCCGUUCGAACGCUUCUUGUUCUCGCUGCCCGAUCCGGUGUCCAACGAGAAAACUUCCGGAUGUUCUCUCAUUGGAGGAGAGAAGCGUUCGAGCUCGUUCGUAUUGAAAGCGAGCGCACGCGUGUAUCGUUCACGACGACGCGAGUUUUUUUCCACGUGCGAGCGCCGGUGCGACGAGUCGAAUUAGCUUUAAGAGGCCUUCUUUCUCACUUCUUGUUCUCUUGUUGUCUACUUUCAUCCUUUUCCCUGUUAUGAUUUUUCGCGACGCGACGCGCACCGCCACGCUCGUUCCAUCCGGCGCCGGCACCCCGACCGCACGCAUAAAGGAAUGGAGCGCCGGGAGACAAGGGGAAUCCGAAUUGUUCGAAACGCGCUGUUCGAAUAGUUCGAGGCGAGGGAAACGUAACGAGCUCGCGGGCUCUCGACGUUCGCUCUUUGUGUGCCCCGUAAUUGCUGGCAUCCAUUCUCGGCGCGCUUGCCAGUUACUUUUGAGAUUAUCCCCCGCGCGAGAAUACAGACAAGACCGAGUUAGCAGCGCGGGGAGUACAAGUAACACACAGUUUACAACGUCGACGCGCUUCGAUCGUAGUUUCUCAGCCGUCAGUCCCGUCGCCGGGAAAGCCCUUCGAUCGGCCCCGCGGAAAGCUUGCGGCCGCUUAUUUGACAACAUUGCGCGCAUAGCUGCGGCAACGCGAGCUGGAAGAAGCACUUUCAGGGCUCAAAUAUAACGAAGAGAGUGAAGAGCGAGGAAAUAAAUGUCGACGCAUGGGCAACUUAUGCUUCAAUCCAAAAUAAAAGAAAUGAGAGAAGCGGGAGAACUAGGAUCAGGAACACUAUUGAUAUUCGAUUUCCCUUGUAACUUUGCAAGGUUUAGUAGUUGAUGGAAAUUUGACCUUCAACAUGUUCACCGAUCGUCAAUACGCAAAUGAAAAUCACUUCGAGUCGACCGUUGAUUAUCGAGAAAAUGGUGAAAGUAUUAAUGAGGACGGUAGAGGUUCGUUCGAAAGGCUGGCUACCGAAAUUCACUGUCAGAGCGCUGAAAAUCUGCAGUUCAUGUCGCGUCCAUGCUAUAGAUUAUCCGCGCUGGAAGUGAAUAUUUGGAGCGUAGCCGAAAUAAUAAAGCCGGUUGGUCCCGUUUUAAGAUAUUCUCACGCUUUGUUCUCUGUAUAUUUCUUUUAUUAUGUUGAACUAUAUUAAGCUUAUUCCACAUAUCUCGUUCCUAAUUCCCUAUAUUUAAUUCCUCGACCCUCAUUCCUCUCAUCGUAUCUGAGCCCUAGCGAAACCGAGAGAUGAAAUUUCCGACCGACCGGCAAUGCGACCGUUCGGGCCGAUCGAAAUCCCGAAGACGGGGCGGGGCGGCAGAAGAGGGCCCUGUUGCAUUUCUUCCUCAAAUUAAGCCUAGAAGCCUACGCGGAGAAAUUUCCGAAAUGUGCUAUGGUAGCGUCGCGGCCAUAUGAUGGCCGAUGAAUUAUUACCUACGAUAUGUGUACUAUAAAAUUACUAUGCAGAUUUAGACUCUACCGUACUACCGUAGGGAGUCGAUCGAACAACUCGUACUCUUAGUAGCAUGGCGAAGUACAAACUCUCAAGACACAAUUAAAUUCGCGCGUCGGCGAAUGAUAACGAUGAUGCCGAUAACGACGACGACGACGAUGAUGAUUGUAACGAUGACGACGAUGAUUGUAACGAUUACACUGACGUUUACGAUAAUGAUGAAAUCGAGAGUGGACGCGGUGGUACUUAUGUGUAGAACGGCGCGUGUGGCUUUGUUCUUUCUCUUGUGUAAAUAUAUUAAUAAUAAUAAUAAUAACAUUAAUAUUGAUAAUGCGUAGAAAAUGCUCCGUUGUGUAAAUAACGCUGAGAACGCGCGGCGGCGGUACCGCGCCGUCGCGUCCGCUUUUAAAGAUAUUUUUGACGAUCAAAGCCCGUUGUAUAGAUGACAUCGAUCAAUCGAGUAGUACGUAAAAUACAUACGUGUAUAAUAUAUAGUAUUUUUUCAUGAGGGCCGCAAAAAGAAAAAAAAAACAGAAAAAGAUACGACGACGAGUCGGUCAGGCUUUUCAAAAGACGACAAGGAGGUUCUAAUUGCGUUGCGGUCGCGCCGAUGAGCUUCUCCUCGCGCGAACGGUCACUGGCUGGACGUCAUUGGUGGACAGUGCUGGGCAGCGUUAAUCAGGCAGUAAAUCGGACCCUGCAAUAAAAUUAGCCUGAUUAUCGAAAACAAUCUCACGGUAAAGAGAGAUAGAGAGAGAGAGAGAAAGAGAGAGAGUAGGAUAGGGUCGGCGAUGGCAGCACUGUGAGCGCUCGUUAUAUUUUUCGUUUCGACUUUUGUUCCAAGUUAACCCUCUAGUGGCAAGCUUGGGGUCGGACCCGCCGCUCCGUUUUGUUCAGUUUUCACCUAACUAAUGUAUAAGACGGGUGAAAGAGGUAAAUAAUAAAUGAAUAAUGAUAUAUGAAACUUCUUCUUCUGUUUAUUUCUAGGUAAGAAAAUACAUUAACGUUUGCUAACUAAAUAAUUGCAAGUAAAACACUUUGGGGAAAACGCUUUGACGUUCUGGAGAUCCACCUCGCCAUUAGAGGGUUGAAAACGUUACACAAAGAGAGAGAGAGGCGGGGAGAGAGAGAGACAGAGAGGGGGGGAAUGAAAAAAAAUGAAAUUUAUUUUUGAGAAAUGUACAUUGAGAAGAAAAAGAGCAAUUUUUACGUUGCGCACGUGCGUGUUUUAAAGUGUACACCUCGCGAUUUCGGAUACGAUUGAUGUCGCAGCUGUCGGGUCGAGAGUGCGACAACCUGCUACUCUUCGCGCAACCCCUACGUAGUCGCGGAAGAUAAAAGUAAGUAAAAAAAGAAAUCCCCCGACAACGUAACGCCUGCGGAGAGAGCUGUUUCUCUCUCCCCCCCCCCUCUCUCUCUCUACCCCUCUUUCUUUCGACGAGGGCAUAUAUAACCGAUAAAAGCGUUUCUCGGGGCCGGAGCUCGUACCCUGGUGAAUUAUACGAUACCUUGUAGCCCUCUCCCCCUCCUCCGCUCACGGCGACCACGCAAAGUGCGCGAAACGAGUCGAACACCUCCUUGCACGCCGCUUGUAACACCCAUAGCGCUGGUGUAAUAUUAUUAAUUACCGCAUUUUAACGACCGCGAGAGUUCGCUAAUGAUGUUAC